UGCUAGCACUGUGCUGCAAACAUAAUUGCAGAGCAAACCGCGAUCCAUGAACUCUGUAGUGUAUGACUAAUGCUAAAUACUUAUUGUGGUUAAACUCAUAGAGCUAGACGGACCUCUGGCGGUUAAGCUAAAACAUGUCACUAUUCAAAGUAAAACAGUGGUGGUCGAACGAGAGAUUGCAAAGUGAAGAAACAAAUGAAGGUUUUCAGAAUAGCAGUUGUUUGAAGGUAGACAAGUUCAACUCGCAUACGGACAGUGACUGUGUCGUUGUCGGCGAUGGAAUGAUACUCAAAAUAUACAAACCGAGUAAAGAUGUAGAUGUUUCACAUACUUUGCUUGAAGCCCAACUGAGUGCGACCAUACUUCAGAUCGAAACUGGAAAGUUUGUAGCAGGUUCUGAAGACCGACAAAUAUUAGUGUUACAUCCUCAGAGUUAUGGGGUAUACCAGUUAAAUAGGAAAGAGGGGCAUACCGACGCCGGAGAGCAAAAUUUACUGAAGCUUUUAACAAAGCAUACUUUCACUAGAAGAGCACAUAGCUUAACAUGUGGUCCUUUCGGUAAUAUAAAAACCAGGGAUUUUAUUUGCAUACAAGCAUUAGACGGCAGUCUCAGUUUCUUCGAUCAAGAAUCGUUUCUGUUCAUGUACAUUUCACAUGACGUCAUUAUACCCGGUCCCGUGUGCUACAUUGCGAGUAGCGACUCCUUCGUCCUCUGCAAGUCUACAUGGGUGAUAGAGAUACACAGUUAUCAACAGCUAAGAGAAUUUAGUGAACUAAAUGUUCGACAGAAUAAAAAGCAUAUUCCACAGUGGGUGUACAAUGCAGGAGAAGAAAUUUCGUCAGUACAAGUUAUUCAGACAAGCAGCAAUAUUUCCAGUAUACUAGCUUUAGGUGAAAGACACCUUUGCUGUUUUCAAGAUAAUGGUCUAAUGAAAUUCAUGAUCAAGUUUGAUUACAUGCCGAUUUGCUUUUUUGCUUAUUUAAUCGGUUGGUAUUACGAGCCAACUGCUCGUCUACUCGUCAUGAUAUCAUCAGAAGACUCAAAACUGUACAUUUACGAAGGCACUACUCUGCUGUGGUCCUGUGAUUUGCUGUAUACAGCCGUGUCAAUAUCCAGAUGUUUCUUGAAAUAUCUUCCUGGAGGAAUAGUCACGCUUUCUACUAAAGGAGUGGUUACCGUGAGUUACUUGGGAACUGAACCGGAUCUGAACUCAAACGCCGGUCCUAUGAUUAAUGAAGUGAUUGAUCCGGAGCAAAUUCAGUCUGAGUUAGGAGAAGUUGAAGAAAAGUUGACUAAAAUUUUAGACGGUGAAGAAGGUAUAGACAGGUACACGAACGUGGACCAAAUACUAAAAAUAAAAGCAGAUGUUGGUAAACCUGUCCAAAAUCUACACGACGAAUUUACACGAGACAGUAACAUAACUCUACAUUUACUGAAAUGCCCAGUGGUGGUCAUGUUAAGUUGUCAAGACCCCAACUCGUUAAAAAGUGUUCAGAUAACAUUCGGAUGUUAUCCACCGUUCGAAUGUUCCGAUUCUAGUAUAUGUUUAGAAAACAUCAACGGAACUGAAAUAAUUGAGACACAAGUUUUCAUAGCAAGUCCAACCGAUAUUUCUGACACGAAAGUGAGAAUAAUCUUCACAAUAAUUGAUGCUACGGGGAAAAUCAACGUAACAGAUAGAGAAGUAUUGCUACCUUUAAGUCUUUAUUGUUUGCCUACUGAAGCUGUGAUAGAGGAUGAUUUUAUUUUACGAAUACACACAAAUACUCCUUGUGCUGAUUUGGUUGAAGUAUUUACUGAUUUCACAAAAGAAGACCUCACAAAAUAUGGCAUCUCAGAUAAUAACAUCACCUUUACAUAUCGUUCAACAAAGAAGACUGUUACAUUAAAGGCGACAGACAAUCAGUACAUAAUAGAAGCCAAAGAUUAUUCGGACAUGACAGCAGUUCUACAGCAUUUCACUAUGAAAUUAGCGAGUCAUUUCGAACGGAGUGGCGUGAAAGAUUUUCGUAUCAGCAUAAGAAUAGAUAAAGAUACAGCUAAGAUGUUAACACAUAACUUUAUGAAGAACAUUGAAAGCCACGCGAAAGAGAGAGUCAAAUCAAAAAAGUUUGAGGACGAGCUGACAGUACUUCAGAGACAGUUCACAUUGGUCCAAAAGAAGCUACUGGUACAAUAUGGGUCUCUACCGCCUGGCGAUUGCGAUCCUUUGGAAUUCCUUAUGAAGGACACGCAUAGACGGAUCGUUAAAACCGUCCACGAUAUUAUUGAAUGUAGGGAAUCAGUGUGCAGAGUUGGCAAUAGUGUGACGGCGGUUGGCCGUCUUUUAAUAUUCAUUUUUCAGCAGACUGUUGAGGACGAUUUCAAAGUGAAACUCAUAGAAGAAAUGUUAACUUUAGGCUCGCUCUACUACGAUUAUCAAGACUGGGAAGAAGCGGUAACUCAAGCUUUAACUUAUAUUUUAAAUAAUGUGUUUCAAAAAUCUGAAAAGGACAAGGAGAAGUUAGCUACGGUGUCCGAGCAAGGGAUACUCUCGCAAGUCAACCUGAAAAGAUUCUUGAAACAAAUCCGAAUGAUAUUAGAAAAGAUAUUCUCCGAAAUUCACAACGACGCCGAAGACGUAUCAAAACCUGAAAACAAGUUCACACGAAUAGAAGAAUUCGUUGAAGUAAUAUGAAUUUCGUAUAUUGUAAUUUUACGUUAAAAUUACACCUCUACACAAAGUUCCCACAGUGAGAGUUAUAUAUACAAAUA
This is a messenger RNA of Pectinophora gossypiella (pink bollworm), 2755 nucleotides long. It is a transcript of the gene BBS9, whose product is annotated as protein PTHB1. Gene Ontology annotation, biological process: cilium assembly. Gene Ontology annotation, cellular component: BBSome; membrane. The transcript has 11 exons. The record is from RefSeq and is a predicted model, not a curated record. NCBI's taxonomy places the organism in Eukaryota, Metazoa, Arthropoda, Insecta, Lepidoptera, Gelechiidae. The coding region runs from base 135 to 2678 and encodes 847 amino acids.